UAGCUCCGCCUACCUUUCCACUUGGAAAGUGACAUGAAGUUGGGAUCGGAGGGACUGCCGGUGGGGAAGGAGAUCGGGGACUCCGGAGGAGCUAUGGGGUGGGCGAAGAGCCAGAACCUGGGCUGAGAAGAAGAGCUAGGACUCCUGGGUCUUCUGGCAGAGUAGCUCCAGGGGUCAUCGCAGAGAGCCUAGAAGCAACAGUUGGUGGGGAAGCGGAUGUGUAUGUGGGGAGUGGUGCCUAGUGAUUAUAGCAAAGGGUGUGCAUGUGUGUGUGUGCGCGCGUGCGUCUGGAACUAGAAAGACUGAGGAAGGGAGUGAAGUCCCGUGGUUGGAACUGAGCGUGGGGAAUAGAGAUAAGGGGCAGCAGUCCUGGGUUCUCUGAAGUGCAUAUUCUGGGGCAGGAGGAGUUCGGAUUUUUAGCUACUGGGGAGGGCAGUAGUGGUAAUAAUUAGAGAACCCAGCCAGCCUCCUGAGUUCUGGGAUCAUCGGAGAGUCGCUGAGGCUAGGGAGGGUUACAGCUGAGAAGCCAGGAGUCCUGGGCUAUCUGGAGUGAGAGGCUGGAGAGUUCAGUGGUCAGAACACUCGGCAAUGGAUGAGAUGGAGGAGACCUUUGGGGGGCACGGAGAUUCCAGCCCUGCUCCUUAUGAGGAGCUGGUGACUGCCAUGGCCGGGGGAUUGUAUGGGGAGCUGGAGCGGCUUGUAGCAGCCCACGGGCCUGCAGCAGUGUCUGGGCUCCUGCCACAGCUGGUCUCUGUGCUGGAGUCACUACAGGGGGCCUGUGGGCAGGUACGGGAGCGGGAUCAGGCCCUGGAAAGGCUGCGGGAUGAUCGGCUGCGGCUGCUGGAGCAGUACGAGCGGGAGCGAGCUGGGCGCAAGCGGGCAGAAGAGCGGUACAUGGAGCUAGAAGACUCGAUGGAGCAGGAACGUAAGGCGCAUGGGACAGAUCUGACUCGACUGGAGGGGCAGAGCCGUGCCCUGGAGGGGAAAGCACGGAGCUACGCAGAUCAGGUGGCCAGUAUGGAAGAACAAAAGUCUUCACUCCUAAAGGAGCUCUCAACUCUCAGUCAGACUCAUGCAAAGAUGGUGCAAAGCUACAAGGAACUGAAAUCACAACGGAUGGUUUUGGCUGGUACAAGCCAAACUGGAUCUCCAUUUGCAGAAGCAAAAAGGCUGAAGCCCCCACCACCCAGGACACCCCCACCAUUUCUGCCAAGCACCUCAGACCCUGGACCUCCUGAAUUGCCUCAUCCCCUGGAGGAGACUGUGAAGACUGAAGAGCUUCUGCCAUCAGAGAAGACGCCCCAGAGAGAUGCCGAAAGAAAUGACUUCCCCUUGGCCCAAGAAAUGUCACGGCCGGAGAUGGAUGCCUCUCCUGCUCACCAGUGUGGGUUGGAUCUGGAUGAUCUCCUGAGCUCCACUCCAGAACUGGGACCCAACUCACAGCAGCCCAGCAGCCCCCUGAGUUCCACCCUCGAGCGCAACAUGGUCUCACUUUUCGCCGAGGUCUCGGGCCUCAGCCCUGAACUCCUCAGCGACAUGGAUGAUGGUGCCGAUUUGCAGGGGGACGCCUUAGAAACCCUGAUGGCAGAAAAUGUGCAGCUACAAGAGGCACGGAUCAUUCUGGAUACUGCCCGCCGCCAUCUUAUCGCCCGCGUGGAGGAACUCAGUGAGGAACGCGAGUCGCUGCGGAUGGAGCGCAAUGGGGUGUCUGGGGCCCUGAGCCGCUGCCAAGCGCAGCUGAAGGAGGCUGAGUCUGAGCUCAGCCGAAUCAGACGGGAGUUUGAGGAAACCAGACGUCAGAGUGAGGAUGGGGAGACUGAAGGAGGUUCAAUCCAGCCCCAGCGCUUCACCAGAGCUGAGAUGGCCCGUGUGGUGAUGGAGCGCAACCUUUAUAAGGAGAGGUUGAUGGAGCUGCAGGAAGCUGUUCGACGCACUGAGCUGUUAAGGGCUUCGCGGGAAGAACAGGCAGUUCAGAUGAAAAAAUCAUCUUUCUGGAAAAUCUUUGACCGCUUAUUUAGCCCGUCGGACUCUCCAGACAGAGCUCCUGCAUCUCCCUUGCCCCCAGGGAGGACACGGACAAGCCCCAGCAGCCGCAGUGAAUUGGGAUGGAAUGGAGGACAGUCGUCUCCAGCUUUGAGAUAUAUCCCACGAGCGACUUCACCCUCUGAGGCUGACACCUCCCCACAGCAGAAGCGUCGUGAACUGUACCGGGAGAUCCGCUCAUACAUCUGGCAGGAGCAUGGUCGGAUGCAGAUCCAUGGAUGGAGUCAGCCACCUGCACUCCAGGGCCAGGAUCCACCCCUGGGAAGCGAUGAUGUGCCUGUGCUGGUGCAGCCACGGAUGCUGGACCAGAAGGACCCAAGCACCAAGCUCUGGUGUGCUGCAGCCUCAGUUGAGUCUGAGGCUUCAGAUCUAUCAAAGACUGGCACCCCUCAUCAGUGCUUCACAGGCAGCUCUCUGUUGUGGGUGGCCUCAGGGACCCACUCGGCCAGUGAGGUUACCCUCUUUGAUGCCCAGAACCCUAACCAGCUCUUGGAACAUUUUGUGAUACCUGGAGUUCACAUCCUCUCGGUUGCAUGUGUACCCGGCCUUACUGUGCCUGGUGGUGAGAGCCCAGAACUAGAGCCAGAGAUCCUGGAAGACCCCUUGGCACCCGGAUCUGACAGCGAGGAUGAAAUGCUGGAGGUGGAGGUGGUCGGCACAGAACCCACCGUCUGGUUUGGGACCCAGGAGGGCUGCAUCUAUAUUCACUCUGCUGAAAGCGACUGGCGGCGCUGCCAGGGCAAAGUGCAGCUGAAGGAUGCUGUCCACUGCAUUGUCCACGCUCAGGGCCGUGUGGCAGCCGCGCUAGGGGAUGGAUCUCUGGCCAUUUUCCACCGAAACGAUGCCCGGAAUUGGGACCUUCACGCCAUGCGCCUGGUUGACUUGGGAAGGCCACGGCGCUCUAUUCGUUGCGCCAUCCCUGUGCUUGACCGGCUGUGGUGUGGCUACGGGAACCGGGUCUACGUCCUGGAUCCACGCACUGCUCGCGUCCAGCGGUACUUUGAGGUGACGUCACAUCCUGAAAGUCAAGUGCGGCACUUGGUGGUGGCUGGCAACGGCGUCUGGGUCUCCGUCCGACUGGAUUCCACUCUACGCCUGCUCCAUGCACAGACCGGGCAGCCCUUGCAGGAGGUGGAGUUGGGGUCCUGCAUCAGCCGCAUACUUGGGCCUGGCAGUCUUAGUUUAGCCCUGAACAUCUCAGCACUUGGUGCUUUUGGGAAGCGGUUGUGGGUUGGCACAUCUGGCGGAACUGUCAUCUCGCUGCCUUUUAUCUCCGAGUUUGCCAGAAGCUCAGACUCUUCCUCCCCCAGUGGUGCCCCCUUCUGCGCCAUGGAGCAACUGCAGAUCAGCUACCAUGGGCACCGGGAUGCUGUCCGUUUCUUUGUCUCUGUCCCAGGCUGUGUAAAUCCAUCCUCUUCUGAGAACCCAAAGGAGCUGCUCAAAGAGAAGUCAAGCAAGCCUUGCAGCUUGGUGCUGAGUGGAGGAGAGGGAUAUAUUAAUCUCCGGAUAGGUGAUGACACAGAUGAGCGCUAUGGGGAUCUGCUGCUCCCAAACCCGCGCCUACGUCGAGCUGAGCGAAGCCAUCUCAUUGUCUGGCAGGUGCAGGCCUGAGGCAGCAUGGCGGGGGGCACAACCACUGCUGUGGGGUGAUGCGUCAGAGCUCCCAGCUAGCUAGGCGUGGCACAGUUGCCAGAGGAUGGUGUUGCCUUCCCUUCACUCUCCCACUUCCUUCCCUCACAUGGUUGGGACUUAACCCUCUGGGGUUUACAGCAUUGAGGUAAUGAUGGAUUUUGCUGAGUUCUCAGCUGGUGGUGGGGGAAACACUGUGAGGACACUGCAAGGACCUAUAUUUCCUGAACAGGCUCGGCAGGAGUGUGGCUGGUGGUUCUUCUGCCUCCCUCCUUUUUAAAUUAUUGGCGCUGCUGCUUGUAAACUGGAGUGCAUUGUUAUGCAAUACAUUGCCUGCUCCUGGAUGGACUGUGCUCCUUCCAAUUCUGCUACAUUGGCUCACUUCUCCCUAUAUUGCACAACAACUUACCUCUUACUGCACAGGUAGUUGGGAGAUGAGAGUCAGCAUGGCUGAGACAUCGAGAAAUGUCUCAUCUGCCUAGUGAAUUAGAGCCACAAGAGGCCGAGAACCAGGACUUCUGCUUCUGGGAGAGGAGCAGCAUCCAAAUAACCCUCCCCUUCUGGCUCCCACUUGGAAUGUGAUUCUGAUGGACUUUCUGAUUAUAUGGGUUGGGAUACAGGGGUAAGACUGGUGAAUCAGGAACUACAGGACCUGAAGUAUUGAAUACGUUGUCGACAAACUGCAGCAGUGCUUGGAGAGACCACAAGGGGGCUCUCUCUUGUCCCACAGUGCUGCUUUUUGAUCUAGAAGAAGCUGAACAGGGAUUGGUUGAUUUCUAGUGCUAAUGAGUUAAUCAAAUCCUGCCUGGAGGAGUGAUGCAAGUCCAGGUUCCCGCCUCAUGGUUAGUUUCUCAGGGUUGCUGUUGUGUUGUCCGUCUGUCUCAACAGGUGUAAGGGUCACUCACUGGCAGCAUCUCCAGAUCUGUCUCUGUGGGAUGGUUUUUCAAUAAAGCUGUAACAAUAAAUUAUCUCCUCAGUCA
Molecule: messenger RNA, 4652 nt
Organism: Hemicordylus capensis (graceful crag lizard)
Lineage: Eukaryota; Metazoa; Chordata; Lepidosauria; Squamata; Cordylidae
Product: C-Jun-amino-terminal kinase-interacting protein 4-like
Exons: 27
Coding region: 589-3654 (1021 amino acids)
Biological process (GO): vesicle-mediated transport
Cellular component (GO): cytoplasm
Molecular function (GO): signaling receptor complex adaptor activity; MAP kinase scaffold activity; kinesin binding
Source: RefSeq, a predicted model, not a curated record